AUGCGUGUGCUGCCCUACCCUGUUCCCACGCUCCCCGAGACUUACUAUGAUGCAGAGACAGAACCCCUACCUGGCCUAGGCCGCACACCAGAGGCCAUGGCCGCCGCGCUUGCGGCCCACCAGCAGGUAGGUCUCGACCACGUCCUCUCCGGCGUCAAGCUGGGGCGGAUCGCACUGCGCGCGGAUGUGCGAGGCCUCGGCCUUGGCCGCGCGUUCCUGGCCGAGGCCGAGCGCUGGAUCUGCGCUGCCCUUGCGUCCUGCGAUGCACGCGCGGCGCGGGUGCAGUUGACGGCGCAGUCGGUGGCCCGCGGCUUUUACGAGCAAGUGGGCUACGAGGCGACCAGCGGGGAAUUCUGCCUGCUGAAUCAGCCCCACAUCUGGUACGCAAAGACACUCUCGCUCGACCGAGUCAUGGCAGAGUUCCACACGGAGAUUGCCGUGUCGGACGAGCGCCUGCGUGCGGCGUACCAGCUGCGCCAGACCGUUUUCUUCGGCGAACAGGGCUACGACGCCGACCGCGAUCUUGACCAUUUGGACGACGUCGCCGCGCACGUCGUGUUGGUGCGCUCCACCGACGAUGCUGUCGUAGGCGUCCUGCGCGUCCUGCCAUACCCCCUGCCUAAGCAUGACGAGCGCUUCUAUGGGCGGCAGGUGAUCGACGAGGGGCCGCUUCCCGGCCGUGGCCGCGCGGCGUCAACGAUCCAGGCGGCGUUCUUGCGCUCCCAGACAGCCGCGCCAGGCGCCCCUCUCGUGUACUCGGGCGCCAAGCUGGGCCGCAUUGCCAUCGACCCCACGUGCCGUGGACGCGGCUUGGGCCGGCACCUAGUCCAAGGCGCCGAGGCGUGGGUCACGCAGGCGAUCCGCACGCUGCCUGUGCCGCCAGGCACGACGCGCGUCGGCGUGCAAGUCCAGCUGAGCUCGCAGGAGCCUGUGCGCGCCUUCUACGAAUCGCUAGGGUACGCUGUUCAGGGCGACGUAUACUUGGAAGAGGGCCAGCCGCAUAUCUGGUGCCGCAAAGUACUGCCUGUUCCUAUUUGA
Messenger RNA from Malassezia sympodialis ATCC 42132, 1038 nucleotides. Its product is annotated as GNAT family N-acetyltransferase. Gene Ontology annotation, molecular function: N-acetyltransferase activity. The record is from RefSeq and is a predicted model, not a curated record. Lineage: Eukaryota; Fungi; Basidiomycota; Malasseziomycetes; Malasseziales; Malasseziaceae.